Plasmodium gonderi is the source of this 1089-nucleotide messenger RNA. Its product is annotated as variable surface protein. The record is from RefSeq and is a predicted model, not a curated record. The annotation marks the transcript as partial. NCBI's taxonomy places the organism in Eukaryota, Apicomplexa, Aconoidasida, Haemosporida, Plasmodiidae. The transcript has 2 exons.
UUCGAUUGUGAAGGUAUAUUUUCUACAUGUAGAAACGAAUAUUUACAGAGUGUACGUGAUAGUUUAAGUUUGAGGGCAAAUUUUUCAAUUUUUUGCAUUAAUGUUAUGAAACCUUCUAAGCUUUGUGGAACAGUUAAUGAAUGUUUUCAGGCUAGUGAUUACUGUAAAGAUCUUGGUGUGUAUUUAAAUUACAUAGAUAAGAAGGCUCAGAAUAAAGAAAAAAGUUGUUUAUAUUUUUUUUACAAAUUAAAAGAUUUUGUGAAAAAUUUUAAUGGAAAAUGCAACACAACUGCAGAUUGCUAUAAUAUAAUAACUACAAAACCUAAUGUAUUAUCAGGGUUGGGGGCAUAUAUAAGAUACGAUGCAAUGCUUUCUAAUACCUGUAAAGAUUAUGCAUCAGAAAAUAAUAUAGAUAAUAAUACAUUUCAAGUUAUAAAUGAUUUGGAAGACCUACAUAAUAAAUUUAAUGCUUUAAUAGGUAUUAAUAGUGAAUAUAAUGAAAAUUCUUGUAGUACAUAUAAUGAUUGUAUGUCCAUAUACGAUAAGCUUUUAAAAAUAAACACAGCUUCACAAAAUCCAAGUUUAAAAUCAGAAUUGAGUAAAUUUAAAGAUGAUCUUGAUGAUUAUCUGAAAAAAAAUUAUCCUUGUGAAUAUAUGAGAUAUAUGUAUAUACUGAAGGAAAAUUUUGAAUAUUUAAAGAGUAUUCAGAAUAAACCUAAUAAGAGUUCAUGUGAUGCUGAUAGGGAAUGCAUGAUCAUGUAUAAUAAACUUUUAGAAAUAGAACCAAAAUCAUAUAACCAGAGUUUAGGUACACAAUUAAAUGAAUUUAUAACUCAAUAUAAUAAAUAUAUGAAAACAAAUCCUGCGUGCGAAGCUCCGGAAAAUUUGUUAUAUUCAUCUUCUCGAUUAAGUGUUGGAAUGGGUCACACUAUUCUAGGUUCAUUUUUUAAAAUCCAAAUAAAAAAGGCUAGGGAAAUAUUAAGGAAAAAUAAAAAUGACCAUUGGAAAUUAAUUCAUUCAUUUAAUAACACAAACAAUGAUUCAAAUUAUUAUAAUUAUGGAAUAGCUUAUUCAUCACAAGAUUAUUAA